This is a messenger RNA of Aspergillus pseudotamarii, 1084 nucleotides long. RefSeq lists its product as uncharacterized. The record is from RefSeq and is a predicted model, not a curated record. The coding region runs from base 354 to 791 and encodes 145 amino acids. NCBI's taxonomy places the organism in Eukaryota, Fungi, Ascomycota, Eurotiomycetes, Eurotiales, Aspergillaceae. Gene Ontology annotation, molecular function: protein heterodimerization activity. Gene Ontology annotation, cellular component: CHRAC; nucleus. The transcript is spliced from 3 exons.
CACACUUCAAAUAAUUAUCAAGUUUCUAGAUCAACACAAGAACAGCCGAGACUAACACCUCACAACAUUGACUUCGGUUUUUUUUUCCCGCAAUAUUCAGCAAAACCUUCCCUUUCUCUGCCCUAAAUUUACGCUCGACGCGACCCCACGAUGCCUCCCAAGGAGAAGUCCACCCCGGAUUCUGCGCCCUCCCAUGAGAUCACUGGACAGAGCGCUCUUCCUAGUACGCGAAGUAAACCCAUCGUAAUGGAUAUCGCCGGUUGACUGGUUCUGCAGUUUCGCGGAUAAAGAAAAUCAUCCAACUAGACGAGGACAUAGUACAAUGUUCAAGCAACGCUACGUUUGUAAUCGCGAUGGCUACAGAAAUGUUCAUCCAAUAUCUCACAGAGCAAGGGCAUAAUGUCGUCAAGUCCGAACGGAAACCACGGAAGCUCAUCCAAUACAAAGAUUUAGCUACGGCGGUUUCGCGGAUCGAUAAUCUAGAAUUCCUCUCCGACGUUAUUCCCAAGACGACCACCUAUAAACAAUUCAAGGAAAAGAAGGCCAAGGAAGCCAUCAGAGAAGCCGAAAUCGAGAAAGGACAGCGCACAUUGAAUGGAACGGUACCGCAUGCCAAUGGAGAGUCAGAGCAUCAGGAGGAACUACAAGCUAUAGAAGAAAAGCCAUCAAAGAGCCCUCGGACACCGGUGGUCAUGCAUGCGACUGGCGCAGUGAGCACGCUGGUGGUCGACCGGACUGUUGACAACCAGAGCAAGGGAGAGGAUGGGGAUGUGGAAAUGAUUGACCAGUGAACUGGACCUCUGUAAUGUUCCAAUAUCAACCGAUGGAGUUGCAUGUAUGGGGAGUUCUGGGUUUGGGUGCUUCUUUUGUUGGCAAAAAGAUCGUGUUAUGAUCACUUUUGCAUUUGGGUUAAUUGGGAAUGGACGGAACGGGAAAUCACGGGCAAAAUGGUCUCCGUCAGCUUGGGAACAAGUCAACUCGUUGUUUGGGUUACCUUUAUAUAUCAAAGAAUAGAGUAAUGAAAAAACAAAAAAAGAAAUAAAAGUAAAUUAAAUUUAGACAUGAAUAACGUGAGCUAAUUGCC